Molecule: messenger RNA, 6946 nt
Organism: Sorex araneus (European shrew)
Lineage: Eukaryota; Metazoa; Chordata; Mammalia; Eulipotyphla; Soricidae
Gene: SYNJ1
Product: synaptojanin 1
Exons: 33
Coding region: 53-4090 (1345 amino acids)
Biological process (GO): phosphatidylinositol dephosphorylation; brain development; synaptic vesicle endocytosis
Cellular component (GO): perinuclear region of cytoplasm; presynapse
Molecular function (GO): phosphatidylinositol-4,5-bisphosphate 5-phosphatase activity; RNA binding
Source: RefSeq, a predicted model, not a curated record
CCCCGCCCCUUCCCCCGCGAGAGGCGGAGCUUCCGCCCCCGGCCGCGGCGCAAUGCGGAAGAGCUGGGCCUGCUGGAGCGGAAGUGACGUCUCGGGCGGCUGUGGCGGCGGCGGCUGCGGGAGAAGGAGGAGGAGGAGCCGGAGGAAGAGGGCCCCCUCGGAGGAGCGCAGGAUGGCGUUCAGCAAAGGGUUCCGGAUCUACCACAAACUGGACCCGCCGCCCUUCAGCCUCAUCGUGGAGACGCGGCACAAGGAGGAAUGCCUCAUGUUUGAGUCCGGGGCCGUGGCCGUGCUCUCAUCAGCAGAAAAAGAGGCAAUCAAAGGUACAUACACCAAAGUACUGGAUGCUUAUGGACUCCUUGGUGUUCUGCGAUUAAAUCUCGGUGAUACCAUGCUACAUUAUCUGGUCCUAGUAACAGGAUGUAUGUCUGUGGGAAAGAUUCAAGAAUCGGAAGUUUUCCGAGUUACUUCCACUGAAUUCAUAUCACUCCGAGUUGAUUCUUCAGAUGAGGAUCGAAUUUCAGAAGUGCGUAAAGUGUUGAACUCAGGAAACUUCUAUUUUGCUUGGUCUGCUUCUGGAAUCAGUUUAGAUCUGAGUCUUAAUGCCCAUCGCAGCAUGCAAGAACACACCACGGAUAAUAGAUUCUUCUGGAAUCAGUCUUUGCACUUGCAUCUCAAGCACUACGGUGUGAAUUGUGACGACUGGUUAUUACGCCUCAUGUGUGGCGGAGUAGAAAUCAGAACAAUUUAUGCUGCACACAAGCAGGCCAAGGCUUGCCUCAUUUCCAGACUAAGCUGCGAGCGAGCUGGGACCAGGUUCAAUGUCCGGGGAACCAAUGAUGAUGGUCAUGUUGCUAAUUUUGUAGAAACGGAGCAGGUUGUAUACUUGGAUGAUUCUGUUUCUUCCUUCAUACAAAUUCGGGGAUCUGUUCCAUUAUUCUGGGAGCAACCAGGCUUACAGGUGGGAUCUCAUCGUGUCCGUAUGUCAAGGGGAUUUGAAGCCAAUGCACCAGCUUUUGAUCGGCAUUUUAGAACUCUUAAGAAUUUAUAUGGCAAACAAAUAAUAGUAAAUUUGCUUGGAUCUAAGGAAGGUGAACAUAUGCUAAGUAAAGCUUUCCAGAGUCAUUUGAAAGCUUCUGAACAUGCUGCUGAUAUCCAGAUGGUGAACUUUGACUAUCAUCAAAUGGUGAAAGGAGGAAAGGCAGAAAAAUUGCAUAGUAUUCUUAAACCUCAAGUGCAGAAGUUUCUAGAUUAUGGAUUUUUUUAUUACAACGGAAGUGAUGUUCAAAGAUGCCAGAGCGGUACUGUUCGGACAAACUGCUUGGAUUGUCUUGAUAGAACAAAUAGUGUGCAGGCAUUCUUUGGCUUAGAGAUGCUAGCUAGACAGUUGGAAGCUCUGGGCUUAGCUGAGAAACCUCAGCUGGUGACUCGCUUUCAAGAAGUUUUUCGGUCCAUGUGGUCUGUGAAUGGUGAUUCGAUCAGUAAGAUAUAUGCGGGAACUGGCGCUCUCGAAGGAAAGGCAAAGUUAAAAGAUGGUGCUCGUUCUGUGACUCGAACAAUUCAGAAUAACUUCUUUGACAGCUCCAAGCAAGAGGCCAUUGAUGUUUUGCUUCUGGGAAAUACUCUAAAUAGUGACUUAGCUGACAAAGCUAGAGCACUUUUAACUACUGGAAGUUUGCGUGUUUCUGAACAGACAUUACAGUCAGCGUCGUCUAAAGUCCUAAAGAGCAUGUGUGAGAAUUUCUACAAGUAUUCGAAGCCCAAGAAAAUCCGUGUGUGUGUUGGCACCUGGAACGUGAAUGGCGGGAAGCAGUUUCGCAGCAUAGCUUUUAAGAACCAAACGCUCACUGACUGGCUUCUGGACGCACCCAAGUUGGCUGGCAUCCAGGAAUUUCAAGACAAACGAAGUAAGCCAACGGAUAUAUUUGCAAUUGGCUUUGAAGAAAUGGUAGAACUGAAUGCUGGAAACAUUGUGAAUGCAAGCACCACAAAUCAGAAGCUCUGGGCUGUGGAACUUCAGAAGACCAUCUCCAGGGACAACAAGUAUGUGCUGCUGGCAUCCGAGCAGUUGGUAGGCGUCUGCCUGUUCGUUUUUAUCAGGCCCCAGCAUGCUCCGUUCAUCAGGGAUGUUGCAGUCGAUACCGUGAAGACUGGGAUGGGCGGCGCCACUGGAAAUAAGGGAGCAGUGGCAAUCCGCAUGCUGUUCCAUACCACGAGCCUGUGCUUUGUCUGUAGCCACUUUGCCGCGGGCCAGUCACAGGUCAAAGAAAGAAAUGAAGACUUUGUUGAAAUAGCACGCAAGCUGAGUUUUCCCAUGGGAAGGAUGCUGUUUUCUCAUGACUAUGUAUUUUGGUGCGGUGAUUUCAACUAUCGAAUCGAUCUUCCAAAUGAAGAAGUUAAAGAGCUCAUAAGACAGCAAAAUUGGGAUUCUCUUAUUGCAGGAGAUCAACUUAUCAAUCAGAAAAAUUCUGGACAGAUUUUUAGAGGAUUCUUGGAGGGAAAAGUAACCUUUGCUCCAACAUACAAAUAUGAUUUAUUUUCGGACGACUAUGAUACCAGUGAGAAAUGCCGCACCCCUGCCUGGACAGACCGUGUCCUCUGGAGAAGGAGGAAAUGGCCUUUUGAUAGAUCAGCUGAAGACUUAGAUCUUCUCAAUGCGAGCUUUCAGGAUGGAAGCAAAAUCCUUUACACGUGGACUCCUGGCACGCUUCUGCACUAUGGGCGCGCAGAGCUGAAGACUUCAGACCACAGGCCUGUCAUUGCCCUGAUCGAUAUCGAUAUCUUUGAAGUUGAAGCGGAAGAGAGGCAGAACAUUUAUAAGGAGGUCAUUGCCGUGCAGGGGCCACCCGACGGGACCGUGUUGGUCUCAAUCAAAACUUCCUCCCCAGAAAGUAACUUUUUUGAUGAUGCUCUGAUUGAUGAGCUUCUGCAGCAGUUUACAAAUUAUGGCGAAGUCAUACUCAUAAGAUUUGUAGAAAAUAAAAUGUGGGUUACAUUUUUGGAGGGCAGCUCUGCCUUGAGUGUUCUCAGCCUGAAUGGAACACAGUUAUUGGGUCGAACGAUAACCAUUACUUUGAAAAGUCCAGACUGGAUUAGAAAUUUGGAAGAAGAAAUGAGUUUAGAGAAAAUCAGCGUUCCUUUGCCAUCGUCUACCAGUUCUACCCUGCUCGGUGAAGAUGCGGAGCUCGCAGCCGAUUUCGAUAUGGAAGGCGACGUCGAUGACUAUAGUGCCGAAGUGGAGGAAAUUCUUCCUCAGCAUCUCCAGCCCUCCUCCAGCUCUGGCCUUGGUACCUCGCCGAGCUCUUCACCCCGGACCAGCCCCUGCCAGUCCCCCACAAUAGCCGAGGGCCCUGUACCGUCCUUUCCCACAAGGCCUAGUCGAGCACCAGCAAGAACUCCCGGGCACCCGUCUUCACAGAGUUCGCCUGUAGACAGUGUGCCAGGAGCACAGCUCCAGCAGAAGGAUGCUGCCCAGGCUCUGGAGCCCAAGCGUCCCCCUCCUCCCCGCCCGGUUGCUCCUCCAGCCCGGCCUGCUCCCCCGCAGAGACCACCUCCGCCUUCAGGGGCUAGGAGUCCUGCACCUGCUAGAAAAGAAUUUGGAGGUGUUGGAGCCCCUCCCAGUCCCGGGGUAGCUAGGCGAGAGAUGGAAGCUCCCAAAAGCCCCGGAGUGACGCGGAAAGAUAAUAUAGGACGCGGUCAGCCUUCCCCUCAAGCAGGACUUGCGGGCCCAGGAUCUGCUGGAUACACUAUGGCCAGACCGACUAUUCCACCCCGUGCUGGUGUGAUCAGCGCCCCCCAGAGCCAGGCUCGAGCAUCUGCCGGUCGACUCACCCCCGAAAGCCAAAGCAAAGCCUCAGAAGGACCGAAAGGUUCAGCUUUCCUUCCUGAACCGCUGAAGCCUCAGGCAGCCGUUCCUGUGCAGCCUUCUCUCCCACCGCCGGGCCAGAAGAUGCAGGAGCCCCUGGUCCCCACGGCAGCAGCACAGCCUAACCUGGACACGCCCCCUCAGCCGCCCCCUCGGAGCAGGUCCUCGCACAACCUGCCUUCCGAGCCCUCGGCCCAGCCACAGCAGGAGCAACCGUCAGGGUAACAGGCAAAGACAAACGGAGUGGCCGCGGUCAGACUGGACUCUCCGUUCAAGAGUGACCCAUUUGACGACCUGUCAUUGAACCUGCUUGCGGUCUCCAAGACUCAGUUCUCUGUUCCAACAUCACUGGCCCCAACCCCAUCGCCCUGGCCUUUGAUUCAGUUGCCCUCCGCGACACCAAGUAACAUGAACACUUUGAGUUCUGCAAGUUGCAUGCCUCCACUGCUUCCCAUUCCAGCCCGCAGUCAGCCCCAGGAUAGCGUGCGCACUGCCUCAGACCCUGUCACCGCCGGCUUGUCCAGUACCAACCCCUUCGUGGAUAGGACUGCCGUGCCCAGAAACCCCUUCCGGGCUGAGUUUCAGGAAUCAGAGGCAGCCGCUUGGUUCUGCAAAGAGCCGCCGCUGGCUGCCAGGCCCUUCCCACCUCUGAAGCCUCUGGGUUCUGGUCCUGAUCAGCCCGCUCCAUCCUUCGAUGGCUUUCAGGACAGUUUCAAGCCGCCAGGCCAGUUGACAGUCAAUCCGAGCCACCCCAAAGGCUGGGUGACCUUUGAGGAUGAAGAGGACUUUGGUGUGAAGGGCAAAACCCAUUUGCCUUCUCCAGAUUUGCGGGGCGCUCAGCCCAGGUAGCCUGGGGCUCCAGUGUGGACCUUUGGUGUUGACUGGAGGGAGAGGAAGGGGAUGAAGGUUUCCGCCAUCUGGAAGACCAUAGCCCCGUGGCCCUGGCUUCCCGAUGGUCCCAGCCCAGCCCGCCGGCCUCUCUCGACAGGAAGAUGACGUUCCACAGCAGAGAGCAGUGUUCUGCAGGCGGGGCAGGCGGGGCUGAAAGAUGGGGCAUUAGUUGUUCAUGAUGUGCAAUAAGUCGCCGUUUAGUGCACUGAUAUCUUCACGAUACCACUAUUGAAUGUGUACAGAGCUGGAAUAUGUGUAUAUUGGAAAUAAGGACGAAUCCUUAUUAUUAACCGGAGUUUUGGUGUGUUUCUGUUUGGAUAAGUAAGCCAGAGUAGUAGCCCUAAAAAGUGCUCAAAACUACUUUAGAAAAUAGUCUUUAUGCAGAAUUCCCUUGUCUGUCUUCUGAAAAUCUCAAAAAAGCCCUACCAGCUAGCUGUCAUUCCUGUCAGCCCUUGGCAUUUGCUCACAAUUGGUAUUUAUAAUAAUUUACCAAAGAACUAUCGAAAUUAUACUGAAUAGAAUUUUGAAAAAAACAAAAAGUGUACAUAAACACACAGACACAUAUUGGGGAAACUCCUAAAGUCUAGAAUAUAACUCAGGCCAAAUUCUUCUCUAAAAGUUCUAACAGUUCAUUGCUCGGUAUUUCAUAACCAAAAGGAUAGCUGGAAAUGUAUUCGAUCACUGUGUUCAUUGCCCUUCCCAAACUCCAGUAAGUCCACCGCAAAGCCAGCCUCAUUCAUUUUAUACCCCACCCCGCCUUCAAACGAUGGAUGCUGCCCUAUCCCUUCCCACUCCCGAGCCUCUGUGCUUUCCUCUGGAGGAGGUAGAGAUGCACACUCCAACCCUUUCCAGAAGGCACUAUGGCCUUAGGUCUGGAGAAGAGACCCCACUCCCCCAGAGGUCUGUGAAAAAGCCAGAGCUGAACAGACUCAUCUCUCCAAACAUGAAGUUGUCUGUUGCCCAUUUCAUCCCGCACUUGGGCCUUUGCUGCUUGUACUCUGGGACCUCGUCAGCCGCCCCAGGUGCUGUCAGGGCUUUGAGUUGGGCUCUUUCCGCCUGCUCCCUCUCCCUGUCAGGCGAUGGAACAUAUCUCCAAUGCUGCUUUAAGUUUUCUGAUCUUGUCUUCUGCACUGCCAGUAUGCACGUGGUCCUGCUUCUCUUCACUUUAUACAGAAUGUUAUAUUUUGAUAGCAUUAGGCCAGUCCAACCAGAAAGUUCCUUAAACAGGAGAUGUUUUGUUUUCAGUCCCGGUUCAGAGCAUUUGCACUCACUGAGGCUUACUUUAGUGUUCCUUUUCUCUGAAGAAUUGUCUCUAUCUACCUGAGUUCCUUUGUCCGCACUCACCUUUCAAGACAUGCACUGGGGGAGGAUCAGAAAACAGAGUUCAUGGCUCAGAAUGUGUGAAAUGUAAAAGCACAGCAAACUGCAUUGCACUUAGCACCUGAAGCAAAUCUAGUAGGAAAAAUGCACUUUUCUAAAUGCUCAAAUGUUAUCAAAUGACUCUCUAGAGCAGUAAUCCUCUCUGUUAACAGCCCGUAUUUUGCUGUUAGAAAUCACUCUUGUGAGUUUUAUAUUGUGCUUUUGGGGGUGGGGGGUGUUCUAAUCAUUUCAGCGGUAGUAUAUCUUAAACAACAGUAUUAAGCAGUGUGCUUCGGAAUGUGAACUAACUUGUUGAACCCGUGGCUUUACCAUCUCUGUGAUUAGUGUACAUGGUAUUUGCUCUCCAUUAGCCAAGCGAUUCCAUAGAAACGUCACCAGUGCCGAUUGAAGUUCUGUGACCAGUGUUUCCCAUUGAAUAUAAACUACUGUCUACAAUAUACAUAUCAUGUAGCAGCUCAGCCUUUUAUCAGGAACAUUACAAGUGGCAAGUUGCUACAAGGGCACCAUGAAGAGAGUUGAAGGUCUGCUGCCAAUAACUAGCCAUUAUUCUGUGUAUUAUUAAAGUAUCUACCAGCUCUGUUGAAAGCAGAGCAGGAAUUAGACACUAAGAAUCUCUUUGUGAAUUACUUGUUCUCUAUAGUAGAUUUCUGUUUAUAUGUAAGUAUUUUAUUGCUGAUGUGGCAUCCACUAUUUAUAACUAUACCCUUUAUAGAAAUACAGUAUGAAAGUCAGUGGUAUCUGAGCAUUCUGUACAUACAUAUCCUGUGAAAUGUGCCGUCACAUGAAAUAAAUAUACCUGUCUUUACCAUA